Molecule: messenger RNA, 513 nt
Organism: Mizuhopecten yessoensis (Yesso scallop)
Lineage: Eukaryota; Metazoa; Mollusca; Bivalvia; Pectinida; Pectinidae
Product: dynein heavy chain 7, axonemal-like
Exons: 3
Biological process (GO): microtubule-based movement
Cellular component (GO): dynein complex
Molecular function (GO): minus-end-directed microtubule motor activity; dynein intermediate chain binding; dynein light intermediate chain binding
Source: RefSeq, a predicted model, not a curated record
GGUCUGAUGGAGGAGAACAAGGUCCAGAUUACUGUCCUUAAUCCAAAGGCAGUCACUAUGGGUCAACUUUAUGGUCAGUUUGACCCUGUCUCCCACGAGUGGUCCGACGGAAUCCUGGCCGUGUCUUACCGAGCAUUUGCCACCUCCACAACUCCAGACAGGAAGUGGCUGAUCUUUGACGGUCCAGUUGACGCCAUCUGGAUUGAGAACAUGAACACCGUGCUCGAUGACAACAAGAAACUGUGUCUGAUGAGCGGAGAAAUCAUACAACUGGCCAACACAACCAAUCUCAUGUUUGAGCCCAUGGAUCUCGAAGUGGCCUCCCCCGCUACAGUGUCGCGCUGUGGUAUGAUCUACAUGGAGCCAUCUUCAUUGGGAUGGCGGCCAAUGGUGAAGUCAUGGCUCUUUAUGAUGCCAGCUACACUCACAGAAACCCACAAAUCCACCAUAAAUGACAUGUUUGAAAGAUUUGUGGAUGCCUGCAUCCAGCUUGUCAGGAAAGGCGGAGUUGUU